AUGGAUUGGCGGCGGAUCCCGUCGAAGCAAAACAUUGCGGAUGUCCUCACCAAGUGGGGUCAAGGUCCUCCGCUACAAAACGACUCGGAGUGGAAGAAUGGACCACAAAUUCUCUACCAACCGGAGGAAUUCUGGCCUUCUACAGGGCCGAUUGAUGCAACUGGAGAAGAGGCGCGAGGAAUGAUGCAGUUUCAUGCUGUGGUGGAUGCCGAAUCGGUGUCUCGAUGGGCAAAGCUGGUUAGGAUCACUGCAACAGUGCUGCGUUUCAUUGCCAACUGUCAGCGAAAGAAGAGUGGGUUACCAAUCAUGACAUUGAAAGCCACACAGAAUCAGCAGAGAUUCCUCAAGGUAGGAUAUCGGAGCACGGUGGCGACACUCAAGAAGGAGGAGCUCCAAAAGGCAGAAAUCGUCUUGUGGAAGCAAGUGCAAUUUGACAGUUUUCCAGAUGAAAUGAGCGUGUUGACCAAAAAUAUUCAACUGGAGCCUGGUCAAUCUAUGGAGAAGAUUUCGAAGUCCAGUCAACUGUAUAAGCUAUCGCCGGUGCUGGAUGCCGAAGGUGUGUUACGGGUUCGUGGCAGACUUGAGAAAAAUGAGGGCAUUCCUUUCGAUAAGCGGUUUCCGAUUAUUUUGGCCAGGAAAUACGAAAUCACGAGAAAGCUGAUCAUGCACUAUCAUGAGAAGUACGGCCAUGCAAAUCGAGAAACGGUUUUCAACGAGUUGCGGCAGAAGUUUUGGAUAACGAAUGCUAGAGCGGCGAUUUUGAAAGCAACGAAAGAAUGCGUGUGGUGUAGAGUGUAUCGCUGCGUGCCUCAGGUUCCGAUGAUGGCACCGUUGCCGGUGCAACGAAUUACAUCUCACUUGCGUCCAUUCAGCGCGGUGGGUGUCGAUUACUUGGGGCCAGUGGAGGUCACAGUGGGCCGUAGGAAGGAGAAACGAUGGAUUGCCGUCUUCACGUGUAUGGCGGUGAGAGCGGUACACUUGGAAGUGGUUCACAGUCUAUCUACACAAUCCUGUUUGAUGGCUCUUCGACGUCUUUCUUGUAAGCGAGGAGCUCCGGAACAAAUAUUUUCGGAUAACGCGACAUGCUUCCGCGGAGCCGAUGCAGUGAUGGUGCGAACGAUCAAGAACAUCAACAAGGAGUGCGCUGAAAAAAUGACAACAGCAGUAACAGCGUGGCAUUUCAAUCCUCCCGCAACACCUCACAUGGGCGGUGUUUGGGAGCGGAUGGUGCGGUCCGUAAAGGAGGCAAUGCGUGCGUUGGACGAUGGGCAGAAGUUGACGGAUGAAAUUCUCGCGACAACGCUGGCUGAAGCUGAAGACCUGAUUAACACACGUCCAUUAACAUACAUUCCUCAAGAUUCAGUGGAAGUAGAAGCUAUUACGCCGAACCACUUUCUCCGUGGGUCGGUGACGAAUGCAGAUAUGCAAGUAGAUGGUUCCGUAGACUUUGCAGAAGUGCUACGAAAUACGUACAAACGGUCGCAGUAUCUGGCAAAUACGAUUGGUUCGAAGAGCGAAAAUCUUUAG
Molecule: messenger RNA, 1527 nt
Organism: Armigeres subalbatus
Lineage: Eukaryota; Metazoa; Arthropoda; Insecta; Diptera; Culicidae
Exons: 2
Coding region: 1-1527 (508 amino acids)
Biological process (GO): DNA integration
Molecular function (GO): nucleic acid binding
Source: RefSeq, a predicted model, not a curated record